UACCGGGCGCACCGCUCCGUCCUGGCCGCCGCCACCGAGUACUUCACUCCGCUGCUCUCGGGCGGCUUCGCGGAGUCGCUCUCGGGCCGCGUGGAGCUGCAGAAGUGGAGCUCGGAGGGCGGCCCCGACCCCGACACGGUGGAGGCCGUCGUCGGCUUCAUGUACACCGGCACCAUCCGCGUCAGCCCCGGCAACGUGCACGAGGUGCUGGAGAUGGCCGACAGGUUUCUGCUGACCCGGUUAAAAGAGUUCUGCGGGGAGUUUCUGAAGAAGAAACUCAACCUCUCCAACUGCGUUGCGGUUCACAGCUUAGCGCACAUGUAUUCCCUGAAUCCGCUGGCCCUCAAAGCUCAGGAUAUGAUCAGGAGAAACUUCCACAAAGUUAUCCAAGAUGAGGAGUUCUACACUUUGCCCUUUCAUCUCAUCAGAGACUGGCUCUCCGACUCAGAGAUCACGGUGGACUCAGAAGAAAUCCUCUUUGAGACUGUUUUAAAGUGGGUUCAGAAAAAUCCUGAUGAAAGGGAGAGGUACUUUGAAGAUCUCUUUAAACUGCUUAGGUUGUCUCAGAUGAAACCCACUUACCUUACUCGCCACGUCAAAUCUGAAAGGCUGGUAUCGAGCAACAAAACCUGUGUUAAACUGGUGUCUGAAGCCGUGGAGAGUCACGCCUUGCGGUCUGAGAACCUCCAGUCUGGUAAUCUACAACAUUCCGCUUGUCCCGCAGCGUUGCUGCCACGUUUUGGACAAAACAUGGAUGUCAUUAUGGUGAUCGGGGGUGUAUCGGAGGGAGGAGACUACCUGAGUGAGUGCGUGGGGUAUUUCAUCGAUGAAGACAGGUGGGUAAACCUGCCCCACAUCCACAAUCACCUCGACGGGCAUGCUGUGGCCGUGACAGAGUCUUACGUUUAUGUGGCUGGCUCCAUGGAACCAGGCUUUGCCAAGACCGUAGAAAGGUACAAUCCAAACAGGAAUAUCUGGGAGCAAGUCUCAAAUCUGAUAACCAGAAAGCAUUCGUUUGGCCUUACCGAAGUUAAAGGAAACUUGUACAGUAUCGGUGGACAUGGCAAUUUCAGUCCUGGCUUCAAAGACGUGGCCGUUUACAAUCCUGAGCAAGACAAAUGGCUUAACCUGGAGUCGGCACCAAAGAUUCUCCGUGAUGUCAAGGCUGUUUCUGUGGAAGACCGGUUCGUUUACGUGGCUGCUCGUACCCCGGUUGACAGCAACAGUGAAGACGGAUUGAGGGCGGUUAUUAUCAGAUACGAUGCUGAAACCAGGCAGUGGCAGGAUGUGGACUCUCUGCCACUCGUUGAUAAUUACUGCUCUUUUCAGAUGUCUGUCGCUAACACAAACUUUUACCAUACAGCAUCGUGCUGCCCCAAGAGUUACCCUAUAGAUAAUGAGGAAGCCAAGAUAAAGAUCUCUGGCAGGGCCUCAGAUGAAAUACUUGAAAGCUUACCCCCAGAGGUUCUUAGCAUAGAAGGAGCAGCUAUUUGUUAUUAUAAAGAUGAUGUUUUUAUCAUUGGGGGGUGGAAAAACAGCGACGAUAUCGACAAGCAGUACAGGAAGGAGGCCUAUCGGUACUGCGCUGAGAGGAAGCGCUGGAUGCUUCUGCCUCCUAUGCCUCAGCCUCGCUGCAGAGCGACAGCCUGCCACGUGAGAAUUCCCUUCAGGUGCUUGCAGGGAACACAAAGAUACCCCAUGCCACAAAAUUUGAUGUGGCAAAAAGAUAGAAUAAGGCAGAUGCAGGAAAGGCAGAUGCAGGAAAUGCACCGGCACACCCUCAGCUUGCGGAGAAUGCCACGCUCGCAGAUCGAGUGCUAGCUUCUGGAGCGUCCCUCCUGAUGAGUCUAGGAAAUACCGUGCUAAACCAUUUUGUUAGGCUUGAUGUGUCUUUAUAAGACACGAGGGGGUUGAUUGGAUUUGAUGCGUAAACCCGGCAUCUUACGGUGGGAAUUAAGAAGCUCAGAAAUUGCGGGUGGAUGGGAAUUGAGAAGCUGUGUGAAUCCAACAGUAUUACUUAAUGGUGCCCAGGGAGUAACUGUGGCCUGUAACGGGCUGUGAAAUAUCUCUGGGAGCAUUAAGUCUGUUAUUUCUCUCUUCAGAUCUUUGUUUUCAAGGAUUUCUGUAGAGUUAAUCUCUAACAGUUCUAUUUUUAAGAUCAAAGAUGUCUAUCUUAAUAAUUUAGUGGUUACAUUUGUGUGUGCUUUGAAAGCACCUGGUUUAUUUGCACUUACAUACUGACAUUCCUUUGAUUCUUUCCUUCUCAGUGAUUAAACUUCACACAUAUUUGCUGUUAGUGUACUUAGCUUUCCCGAGUUGGAGGCAAGUGCAAUAGUUAUAUACGAAAACAAAAGCACAAUCGUUCUUUAUAAAAUUACUUCAGGAUGUUUCUACGUCUAUUAAAUAUUUUGUAUCUGCGCGUUGCAGAGAGGCUGCAGAGUUUGUUUGUAAAUGGAUGGUAGGUAGAACACUAAGACACUUGCUAAAACAGAGAACUUGAGGCAGUAGAUUUGUUUUUUUCAAGUGUCCCCGAACAUGCUUUGAGUUUGUCUUUGACGACUUUGUUAGAAACUUGGGCCAACGACCAGCUGGGCGAAAGGAGUGAAAACUGGUGAAGCAGCCGCUCGCCCCUCUGUGGGGAUGAGUGAGAAUGAGAUUAUUUCAGAGUCAUGGAUUAAAACCUGAGCUACCUGUAGAUCCUUUCUCAAAUGUUACGCACGUUUUAAUUCCAGCUGCAAAGUGAUUAGAAGAGCCCCCCGGAGCCUGUCUCCAG
This is a messenger RNA of Athene cunicularia (burrowing owl), 2773 nucleotides long. It is a transcript of the gene KLHL11, whose product is annotated as kelch like family member 11. The annotation marks the transcript as partial. NCBI's taxonomy places the organism in Eukaryota, Metazoa, Chordata, Aves, Strigiformes, Strigidae. The record is from RefSeq and is a predicted model, not a curated record. Gene Ontology annotation, molecular function: protein binding. The transcript is spliced from 2 exons.